AAUCGUUGGUGUCAGCACUGUCAGCUAAAUCGUGGGCAUGGCUGGCUGGGCAUGGAAGCAUGGAAAUUAAAGGGACUAUUAAAGGGACUGCUGUCAGACAGCAGACGAACAGCAUGCAAGAGAAGAUAAACGGAUAAAAGACUGAAGAAAACAAAAGAAUAAAAUACACUGGAUUUUAUGCUGGAGAAGAGACACAAGAAAGUAUAUAUAUUCCCACACUACAUCAGUCGAGUUCUCUUUGUCCGUUAAACCAAUUCAUUCAGAUGAAUUAAGAUAACUAACAUUGUUAUUCUACAGUUCUUGACUAACAAUACACGGUUCGUCAUGGGUGAGCGAAAUGUCAGAAUGUAUUUGCUCCUUUCCCCUUUUCAGUGGUCGUGCGCCCCCGUAGAGCUUUUACUCACGACCACAUCGUCGCGAAAAGUUUAUUAUUAAUACAGAUGUAGCGAGUGGGCCGAGUUAUUUCGGGCUUGCGUCCGCUGCUGCUCGUAUCCUGACCUCGAAUCGCAUUCUCGCUGAUCUCGAUGUUGAUAGUCGCUCCGUCAUACUCCGUCCAGCUUUGGAGCGUCAUCCCGGAUUCUAAUUCUAAUUUUGUGUUUUAAACAUGGACCCAGAUCCCGUAGAGAUGGCAAACGAGGUACAGUGCAAAGUCAUACUGCACUGGAACUGCCGGGGCUUCGUCGAGUUCCCGGAGGCGAUAAGACAUCACGGCGGUCAUGUCCAGGAGAUAUAUCUCAAGUGGAACAAGCUCAAAACUUUGCCAUCCUGGAUCACAGAGCUGUUCAACCUGACCAACCUGUACAUAUACGGCAAUCGGAUUGAAUGGCUGCCAGAGGAGCUCGGCGGGAUGAGUCAGUUGACAGUGCUAGACUUGAGUGCCAACAAAUUAAAGUUGAUACCCACCUGCAUCGGCAAUCUGAUCAAUCUGAAGUCCUUGUUUUUGAACGACAACUUUAUAGAAAGAUUACCAAUCGACUUGAGCAAACUGAAUAAUCUGGAAAUACUGUCUGUCUCGGGUAAUCAGAUUUUUGCGUUACCUGAAUGGAUUGGCUCUCUCCCAAGACUUAAAGAGCUGUACGUUGAUAAAAAUCAUCUGAAGGAAUUACCCAACAGAUUGACCACUGCUCCAGAGCUUUCCAUGAUCUCUGUGUGUUCUAACAGGUUGAAAUAUCUGCCAUUGAAUGGAUUUCUCUCGGCUCCCUGUAUUCAAUUCGAUAAGAAUGAUUACUUAAAUUACUUAUCGUAUCCACUUCUGUUUCAAUUAAUUUCAAAAAUGAACGUGCCAGAGGCCCAUGAAAAAAUAUGUUUUGCAGUUGGAUGUUUUAAGACGCACUAUGACACAAAUGUGCUAAACACAAAUAUAAAAUUGUACAUAAAGAUGAAGGAAUUGUAUGAAAAGGAUGAUUUUAUAAUUGAAUUACCGCGGCAGCUGCUAAAGAUUCACGAAGUUCACGAGAACGUGACUUGUUCCCUGUGGGAAUUGGCGCUGAGAAAAGUCUAUACCGAGAGAUAUAAACACACACUAGAUAUUUCCAUUCCUUCCAAAGAUGACGAUAUUCCGAACGUAACGAUACUCUACAAAUCACUCCUUAAAAAUACUAAACAGGACUUCAUGUCAUCCACGAGUUACACUUCAUAUAAUUUAUUAACGAACGGACCCACAAGUAUCUGCGUAAAUUCUCAAUGCCAGCAACCGAUAUUCACAGAAGCAUGGAUCAUUAUUGGUAUCAGCUACAACGCACUAUCCGUGAUAAUGAUCGCUCUGUGUUGUAGCAGAAGUUGCGCUACCGCGUUCGCUGCACACUCGGAUACCAUUAGCCUUCAUUGGCACUCCAUCGAUUGACGAACCCUCCUUACUAGGUAUCUAAUUUAAUCCACUUCUGUAUGUAUAUAAAAAAAUAUUAGGAGAAUAAAGAAUUCUUGUUGCGCUCUUUAACUGAAA
Molecule: messenger RNA, 1942 nt
Organism: Solenopsis invicta (red fire ant)
Lineage: Eukaryota; Metazoa; Arthropoda; Insecta; Hymenoptera; Formicidae
Product: leucine-rich repeat-containing protein 28
Exons: 6
Coding region: 605-1843 (412 amino acids)
Molecular function (GO): protein binding
Source: RefSeq, a predicted model, not a curated record